This is a messenger RNA of Cephus cinctus (wheat stem sawfly), 1797 nucleotides long. It is a transcript of the gene ric8a, whose product is annotated as synembryn. The transcript is spliced from 10 exons. Gene Ontology annotation, molecular function: G-protein alpha-subunit binding; guanyl-nucleotide exchange factor activity. Lineage: Eukaryota; Metazoa; Arthropoda; Insecta; Hymenoptera; Cephidae. Gene Ontology annotation, cellular component: cytoplasm. The record is from RefSeq and is a predicted model, not a curated record. Gene Ontology annotation, biological process: G protein-coupled receptor signaling pathway. The coding region runs from base 132 to 1700 and encodes 522 amino acids.
GCUAAGUAACAGCAGUGCUUGUCAAGAAAGCAAACAUUUUUACACAUCUAACCUGAGAUUACGCAUUUUUUUAAAUAAUAUGUGCGCAUCUCUGCAGUUCCUUAACAAUACGCAAUAAUUUUAUUCGGAGGAUGAACGAUCUCUUAAAAGAAUUGCCCUCCUGCCCGGAGGCGAAGAAAUGUGAAAUUUUGAAUCAAUUUCUCAUUAAGUAUGCUCUCACGCUAAAGUUCGAUGAACUAAAUGAAAAUGGUCAACGUCAAGCCAUUUGGGAAUCUCUUUUUGAUAUACUGGAAACUCCAGAAAUAUCAGCGAUCCAUGACCUUUCCUUAGCUGCUUUAAGAAUUCUUAGUCGGGACAAAACUGAUCUGGAAAAUCUCAUAACACAUAAGAGAAUAAAUAUUGUUUUAGAUAAUGCAGCACUUGGGGAACAUAAUUCUGAACAAAUAAAAGAGACAAAAGUUAUUACAGAGGCUUUGAAACUCCUAUGCAAUCUCCUGUUCAACAGUGAAAAGGUUCAGAAAUUAAUUGUUUCGACAACCGCCAUACCCCAUGUUAUAAAUCGCCUGAAUAACUAUGACAAGAAUAUUUCUCAUGAGAUAAGAUUAUUUGAUACCAGAAUACUGUUUUUGAUCACUGCCUUAAACGUACCAACAAGAAAUUUCGUUCGAGAACGACUUCAUGGGGACGAAUGUCUUGAAAAACAUCUGAAGAAAAUUAUCUUGGAAGCUGGAAACAAUCUCAACGAAACUCAAACUGUUCUUGCUUGCGAGAUUUUGAAAGUUCUUUUUAAUCUUCAUAUCAAAGAAAGUACAGACAACGAGAAGGAAAAGUUGGAAGAAUUGGUCACAAUGUUACGUCAAUUAUUCCUAUCAGGUAGUGCAAUGGCAGAAGAGCUGCAAAGUAAUAUUAUCAAUCUUCUUACUGCUCUUCCAUACUCAUCUUAUGGACCCUUUGCCCCGGAUGUCGAUGAGCCCAAUGCGGAUGGCAGUGAGGUAGUCUACAGGAAAAAGGAUAUGACUGCUAUGGCUAAACUAUUAAAAUUCCUGGACAGUAGAUUAGAAGCAGAAAGUAACCUGGUGGAAAAACUGUCUCCAACCAUGACAGCUCUACUUAGACUUGUUAAAUCCAACAGACUCAUACGUAAAUACACACGAUUACAAGUCCUGCCACCUCUGAAGGACGUAAUGAAGCGUCCAGAAGAGGGUAAAUCCUUGCGAGCGAAGCUCUGCAAGCUCCUCACUUCACCGCUAAAUGAAGUUCGCGACCUUGUCGCAGAAUUUGUAUUUGUACUAUGCAAAGAAGAUGUUGGUCGAAUGGUAAAAUAUACCGGAUACGGAAAUGCAGCUGGUAUGUUUGCCAAUAAAGGACUACUUCAUCAAAGACAACCGGACACGAAUUAUUCCUCAGACUCGGAAGACAGUGAAACCGAGGAAUAUGCGAAGUAUAAAGAACAAAUCAAUCCAGUAACCGGUUGUUACGAAAAACCAAAGCCAAAUCCCUUGGAAGGAAUGAGCGAAGAACAAAAAGAAUACGAAGCCAUGCAACUGGCAGGUCUAAUGGACAAAUUAACAAGCGAAGGUCUGGUUCAGCCUUGUCGAAUCGAUGCAGAUGGAAAACCAAAACCGAUCGAACACGUCUUGGAAUUGCAGAACGAAUUAAUGCGUGGAAAAAACCUCCAACAGGAUUCGGAUUCCGAUUAAAUAUUUGCUUUCAACAUAAAAUAAAAUUCAGAAAAAAAUUAUUCCCAGUCAUAAGUAUGAUUCAACAAUUCUGUAAAUAAAUACUAUCUUACAAAAA